Messenger RNA from Purpureocillium lilacinum, 1185 nucleotides. The record is from RefSeq and is a predicted model, not a curated record. Lineage: Eukaryota; Fungi; Ascomycota; Sordariomycetes; Hypocreales; Ophiocordycipitaceae.
AUGGAGAAAAUUGUGGGCGAGUCCUGGAGGGAGGAUUGGGCGCGAGUCGGAGGAGGAGGACGACGAGGAGGGCGGCCAAACGAUCAGACAGGAUCGGAUCUGACAGCACCACAACAUUCAUUGCUGCCAUCUCUGGCGCCGAUUCGUAGCCAGCCAGGUCAUUCAAUAGCAGCACUCAUUGCAUGGGGGGGGGGGGUCCCAUCCCCGAAGGGCUCGGGGGCUUACGUAGACGUGGAAAAAGCACGCGAUCGGGUUUCGAGUUGCGCCUGGCCCGGCGCCGCCGUGUUUGCUCCGUGCCGGAGACCGAGCCCGGGGGGACGCCACAACCCACCUUCUUCCCGGCGACUACCCAACUGGUCACCACCACGAGCACGGUAUGAACGAACGUGCAAGGCAUCGCUCAACACCCGCCGUGUUUUUUUUUCUGGCCGCAAGGGUUGGGCGGUUCGGACCGGGGGGGCCCACCUGCACCCGGGCUUCCGGGGAGGAGGCGAAGCCGCCGCAGAACGAGACGCGAUACGAAAAGUUCAAGAUAUUGUCACGCCAAAACGAAAGCUCCCUGCUGCAUGCCCAGAGUCUCGAGAACGUGAUACUUGCCAGGAGAGCAAUCUCAUACGCUGCGAUGUCUGCCAUGCUUUGCGCUGCUCGUCAACGUCGCCUCGCUACAAGUCGCGCGCUUAUACUGAAGCAACGAAUUAUGUACACGACGGGGGGAAAAGCCCGCAAUCGGCGACCGACCCGCGCGUCUCGGGCGGACAACAAAACGAGAUCUCAAACCCGCUUUGCUCCUCCCUCUCGUCAUCGGGGGCGGAGUUGGGCAGACCUGGCGAAAAUAAAAAGCGGAUCGGGAUCCCUGCCGGACGACGACCCGCAAUACGUAGCAGGAAAUACGAAAAGAUGCGGAAACAAAAAAACAUGAACAUGCCAGAAGCCAAAAAGCUCACUCUACCCACGGCCCACUACCACCGGCGCACCGCUGGGCUGCCUGCCAUCGCGCCGGUGCGCAAAGGCUGUGCGUUUCAGGAGAACAGGACAGUGUGGAAGAUAACGACGGCGGAGACUCCCCAGCAAGCAAGGGGCCCAAUCGCCGUAAACACUGCUAGCCAACUUAUACCCUGUCAGCCAGCAUCCCAAGAUGCAAGUGCCAGGAACAGGGUCGCUGCCAUUGUCCCACAAUGGCCGUGA